Messenger RNA from Laccaria bicolor S238N-H82, 882 nucleotides. RefSeq lists its product as uncharacterized. Bases 1 to 882 code for a protein of 293 amino acids. The transcript has 4 exons. Lineage: Eukaryota; Fungi; Basidiomycota; Agaricomycetes; Agaricales; Hydnangiaceae. The record is from RefSeq and is a predicted model, not a curated record.
AUGGCCCGAGGUAGAGGCAGAAAACCAACACAGCAGCCAGCACCUCCUCGUACAGCUGGCCGUAGAGCAGUGCCAGUCAACUUUCGUGACGAUCCCGGUUCUGGAGAAGAAUUCGACUUCACUCCUUUGGAUGAACAUUCUGCUGAUGAAGAUGUACAACGACCGAUCUCUCCCGCGAGCGUCGAGCCUGUAGCUGGCUCUGCUGCCUCCACCAGACCUGUCACGCCUUCUGAGCGAGCCUCAGAACCCUCACGGAGCCGAACAGCCCCAGAUAUUGAUUUUUUCUUUGAACGCGGAUCCAAGGCGCCUCCAGUAAGCAGAACUCUAUGUAAGCUAUGCAGGGCGAAUGGGAUAGACUUGCGCCAGGGUGCAGGCAGCUUCUCAGCGAGCACCUCAAAUGGUCCAUUGCGCAACCACCUCCUAAGCCGCCACAAGGAUCCAUAUCUCCAGAAGUGUCGCGAAAUGAGAUGGAAAGUCCCUGCACUCGCGAGCGAAACUGGAACAGCCCCGGCGCCCCAUGGAACACAACGUCCACCAUUUUCCCAAGAGGCAUUGAUACAGCAUCUUCUGAAUUUCAUCGUUGCAGACGAUCAGCUCCUCUUGCUUUUACGUGAGGACCUCGAGGACAAAGACAUUCCCCGCCGAACGAAGAUGCGCGAAUCCAUUAUCAAGGCAUGGCAUGCAUAUUUCAAGGUCCUAAAACAGGAAUUAGCGGACGAAUUUCCUACACGGCGGAUAUUUGGUCAACAAAAGCUCGGUACCCAUACCUGGCCAUUACCGCACAUUGGAUACAUAGAGACAAGUCUACCAAGGGUCUUCAGCUGCGUUCUACACUCAUCGCAUUUCACCGUCUUCGAGGAAGCCACAACGGGAAGAGGCUAG